Messenger RNA from Sceloporus undulatus (fence lizard), 1923 nucleotides. RefSeq names its product solute carrier family 2, facilitated glucose transporter member 5-like. Gene Ontology annotation, molecular function: hexose transmembrane transporter activity. NCBI's taxonomy places the organism in Eukaryota, Metazoa, Chordata, Lepidosauria, Squamata, Phrynosomatidae. The record is from RefSeq and is a predicted model, not a curated record. The annotation marks the transcript as partial. Gene Ontology annotation, biological process: monosaccharide transmembrane transport. Gene Ontology annotation, cellular component: membrane. The transcript is spliced from 13 exons.
CCUGUAGUUUGCAUCCAUUGCUUCGGUCUCUUCCAACUCUAUGAUUCUAUGAUUCCUUCUUCAUUCAAUGUCCCACUUUUCUUUGAGGGCGAGACCCAAAGCAGCUUCUAACAAGGUGCGACAAUACUUGGAGCAGGCUCCUACGUCCAUCUUCUCCUCCUACCUCCCUUUUCUCAUCCAUGGAGAUCAUGCAUGGUGUCCACUCCCAACUGUCAACAAGCAGGUUCUUUUCUGGAACCUUCCGUCCGACUUCCCCGAUUGGCUCUCGCAAUGCGCUGAACCUUCCGACGGACGUCCUUUGAGGAAAAAAAAGCCUCGGUGGAAUUCUCUUCUUCUCCUCCAAGUAGGAAAGAGCUGCGCACUUGAGCCCGAUUUCUAAUCCGUUCCCUACAAACCAUGGAUCUCACAGAAAGCAUCGAAAUCGUGAAGCCGCCGAAGAGGAAAGAGAAACUGACAAGGGUUCUCCUGCUAGCAACAGUGGUUGCCUCCUUUGGGUCCUUCCAGUGUGGAUACACUCUCUGGAUGGUCAACAACCCAGCAGCGAUUCUACUCGAAUUUCCCAACUCGACAUUCGAAAAGAGACCCGUGGUCGUGAGGUUCAGAGAAAAGCUGUUGGGGCGCACCAUCAUCGUCUUCCCAAUCGGAGGCUUUCUCGGAGCCCUUUUUAUCGGCUUCCUGGUGGAUCGGUGUGGCAGAAAAGGAGCCUUGAUGACGAACAACUGCUUGAACAUCUUCGCUGCCACCUUCAUGGGUUUGUCCAAAGUAGUACACACUUCACAAUUUGCUCUCUUUGCCCGUUUCGUGAAUGGGAUAAGUUCAGGGAUAUUCUCCUGUAUUGUCCCAUUGUACAUUGGAGAAAUCUCCCCUCCAAACCUCAGAGGCAGCCUCUACAUGGUGUCCAUGUUUGGCCUCACUUUUGGCAUCUUGGUGGCACAGCUCCUCAGCCUUCGCGAAGCCUUGGGGACCUCAGGAGGCCUAGCAUUACUGAUGAGUCUCACCGGGAUCAUGGCUUCGUUUAAUAUCAUCCUAUUGUAUUACAUCCCGGAAAGUCCUAGGUUUCUAUUCAUUCAGCAGCAUAAUGUAGAUGCAGCCAGGCAAGCCCUGAUAGAGCUGAGAGAAAACGAAAACGUGGAGGAAGAGUUGGAGGAAAUGCACCAGGAGGACCUCUUUGAGAAGGAUCGAAAGAACAUGAACAUGAUCACGCUUCUAGACUCCCCAGAAAUUAGGAAGAGUGUCCUUUGCACUGUCGUAUUGAUGGCCGGAAACCAAUUGACUGGUGUCAAUGGGGUGUACCUCUAUGCAGAGAGAAUCUACAUUUCCUUGGGGCUAGAAGGGAGACAUAUCCGUUACAUGCUCAUAGUGGUGAACAGUGUUAUCCAUGUGGUGAUCUUAGUGAUGAUUGCUGCCAUUGAUUCUGUGGGGCGGAGGUUUCUGCUUCUCAUGGGCUUCAUGAUCUGCAGCAUGGUUUGCAUCCUGCUAGCUGUGUCUCUCGAAGUUCAGGUCUACGGUGGCAUAGUAGUGGCUUAUUUCAGCACAUUUUUCUCCAUCACGUUCAUCAUCGGACACAUGUCUGGACCAGGCCCCAUUCCUUACUUGAUGACCGGAGAACUGUUUCUCCAGUCGGCCCGGGGCUCAGCCUAUGUAAUUGGGGGAUUUAUGAACUGGUUCGCCAGGUUUAUUGUGAGCGUUCUCUACGUUUUCAUAGAGCCGAAAAUCGGACCAUACAGUUUGCUCAUCUUCUGGCCGGUCUGCAUUGCCAUCUUUAUCUAUGUUAUAAAGAUGGUCCCAGAAACCAUGGGCAAGACCUUUCUGGAGAUCCAGAAAGGCAUGGAAACCCACAAGCGCCAGCGGAGAAAAUCGGAUCACAAAGCGGAUCACAAAGCGGAUCACAAAGCGGAUCACAAAGCGGAUCACAAAGCGGAU